Molecule: messenger RNA, 1620 nt
Organism: Syzygium oleosum
Lineage: Eukaryota; Viridiplantae; Streptophyta; Magnoliopsida; Myrtales; Myrtaceae
Product: probable xyloglucan endotransglucosylase/hydrolase protein 28
Exons: 4
Coding region: 224-1219 (331 amino acids)
Biological process (GO): xyloglucan metabolic process; cell wall biogenesis
Cellular component (GO): apoplast; cell wall
Molecular function (GO): xyloglucan:xyloglucosyl transferase activity; hydrolase activity, hydrolyzing O-glycosyl compounds
Source: RefSeq, a predicted model, not a curated record
UCUCUCUCUCUCUCUCUCUCUCUCUCUCUCUCCAUGUCUCUCUGUCUCUCUCUUUCGCUCCUAGCUGUCCUGUAUCAGUAUUAGAGAGAGAUUCCCUCUCUCUUUCUCAGAGUCGCUCUCUUCUUCUUCUUCAUUACUCGCUUACACAUUUCCCCACCAUAUAUAUAACGACAUAUUUCCACAGAGGGCAAGAAGAAGGAGGAAGGAAGAAGGAAAGAAAAACAUGUUGCCCCCCCAUCUGGGCUUGUUCUUGACUUGGUGUGCCGUCCUUCUUGUUCUGGCUUCUGGGUCGUCCACGAACUUGCCCAUCAUUUCCUUCGAUGAAGGUUACACCCAGCUUUUCGGGGACAACAAUCUCGCUCUUCACGGGGAUGGCAAAGCAGUCCAUCUCUCCCUAGACGAACGCACAGGGUCUGGGUUUGCGUCUCAGGAUCUUUAUCUGCAUGGCUUCUUCAGUGCUUCCAUUAAGUUGCCUUCGGAUUACACUGCCGGAGUUGUGGUUGCUUUCUACAUGUCUAAUGGCGAUAUGUUCGAGAAGAACCACGAUGAGAUUGAUUUCGAGUUCCUGGGUAACAUUCGGGGAAAAGAUUGGAGGAUUCAGACUAAUAUCUAUGGCGAUGGAAGCACCGGCAUCGGCCGGGAAGAGAGAUAUGGCCUCUGGUUCGAUCCUGCCGAUGACUUCCAUCAGUACGGCAUCCUGUGGACCGACUCUCAGAUCAUAUUUUAUGUGGACAAUGUACCAAUCAGAGAAGUUAAGAGAACAGAGGCCAUGGGAGGCCAAUUCCCCUCUAAACCGAUGUCUUUGUAUGCCACAAUCUGGGAUGGCUCUAAUUGGGCCACAAAUGGCGGAAAAUACCGGGUGAACUACAAGUAUGCCCCCUACGUUGCCAAGUUCUCCGAUCUCGUCCUGCACGGCUGCGCAGUUGACCCGAUUGAGCACCAAUCGAGCUGUGAUGAUGUCCCAACUCAUAAGGCUAUCCCCCAGGGCAUCAGUCCCAGACAGAGGACGAAGAUGGAGUAUUUCCGGAAGAAGCACAUGACUUAUUCGUACUGCUAUGACCGGGCUCGGUACAAAGUCCCACCACCCGAGUGCGUGAUCAACCCAAGAGAAGCCGAGCAUCUCCGGGCUUUUGACCCCGUCACAUUUGGAGAUGGCAGGCACCACCGUCCCAAGCAUCACCGCCAGAGCCGGACAAGCCGAGCGGACGCCUCUCUGUGAGAGAUAAAUUUCCAUUCACCACUUGCAGCAUUUAUCUGGUCACCAUACCAUGCGAUUCAUGGCUUAUUUCCACUACAUUUUACCUACAGUUUGUUUAUCAUGCCUGGUCAAGUCUUUUUUUUUUUUUUUGCCUGUGAAUAGAAAGAUAAAUAGAGGAAGAGAGAAGGGGGGAGUGAAGGGGCACACAGAUUCAUCAUUGAAUUCAUAUGGGUUCUUGGGUGGGGGGGGGGGGGGUAUGUGUAUAGGUCAUGAUACCAAUAGAGUUUCCAGCCAUUUUGUCAUCUCAUAUAUGGACUUGUAUUUUCCCGUUUUUUUUGGCUGAAUUUGAAGAUUUGUACUGGUCUCUGUGACACCUCAUGGGUGGUUUCCAAAUAAAUAUACCUUUUGUCCUGGGUUAGGUA